Molecule: messenger RNA, 868 nt
Organism: Ooceraea biroi (clonal raider ant)
Lineage: Eukaryota; Metazoa; Arthropoda; Insecta; Hymenoptera; Formicidae
Gene: mRpL32
Product: mitochondrial ribosomal protein L32
Biological process (GO): translation
Cellular component (GO): mitochondrial large ribosomal subunit
Molecular function (GO): structural constituent of ribosome
Source: RefSeq, a predicted model, not a curated record
ACAAAUCAGCAUCGAGUAUCAGCGGAAAAUCUAGUAACGUUGCCCAACUGUUGAGUCUGCUGAACGGGGCCAUUGUCAAUCUUUUAGUACUAUUUUGUCGAUGUUAAUAGUUAAGUAAUCGUUUAUAACCUCCAACGUGCCUGUUAAUUUAGUACGCGUUGAAUCAAUUGAACUUGAACAAUGGCAGGUAUAAUGAACAGAUUAAGAUUAACUCUUCAAAAAUGUGAACAGACAAUUCAAGCAAUUCUCGGUCACGGUUUUCCUCCUCCAGGAGCACUGUGUGCAGUCGACUGCAACAGUUUUCUGUACGAGCCGAAACCGGCUAACCGACUCGGCAGCCGGUCUCUAAAGGAGAUUCUCGAGAAUGGUAUUUUAUGGGCAGUCCCGAAAAGUCGACGUACCAUAGCAAAGAGGCUUCAGAGGAGAUUUGGAGUGAAGGAAUACGUGUGGAAGCCACAUCAAGCAAAAACUAACAUAUUAAUAUGCCCAAACUGUGGUCACAAUUAUGAAGCUGGCCUUCUAUGUGGACAUUGUUAUGAAAAAGUAAAGAUUGAAACUAAAGAAAUGCAGGAUGCUAUUCAGAAGGAACUACGUCUUGAGCCAGUAGAGAAAGAUGUAAUUGUAUUAUACGAUGGAGAACGAGAUGAAAAGACAGAUGAAUUCUGGAAGAAUCAGAGAAUUGUUGAAAUGCCAAAGAAAAGACCUGCAUGGUUUAAUAGGAACUUACUUGAGCCGACGACGCAGGAGCCUUCGGAUGGAAAAGAUGUUAAGCCCACUCAUCUUGCAUGAAGUGUAUUUACAAUUGUGAACAGCUUCCUUUGUAAGUGAGAUGUUUUAUUGAAUAAACCGUCAUUAUUAAUAGACCAUA